GCUGCUAGUGCGGCCGACUGAGCACUCCAGAGGUGCGCCUGCGCACUGACCCCGGCGGGCCCUAGCAACCAGAGCAGUGACGGUAGCAACCGCCGGAAUGGCAAAAGCAACAACAAUUAAAGAAGCCCUGUCCAGAUGGGAAGAAAAGACUGGUCAGAGGCCGUCUGAGGCCAGAGAGAUAAAACUGUAUGCCCAGAUCCCCCCGAUAGAGAAGAUGGAUGCAUCUCUGUCCACACUUGCCUGCUGCGAGAAGCUUUCCCUGUCUACAAACUGCAUUGAAAAAAUUGCCAACCUGAACGGCUUAAAAAACUUGAGGAUUUUGUCGUUAGGAAGAAACAACAUAAAGAACCUCAAUGGACUGGAAGCAGUAGGAGACACGCUAGAAGAACUGUGGAUCUCCUACAAUUUCAUUGAGAAGCUGAAAGGGAUCCAUGUGAUGAAGAAACUGAAGAUUCUCUACAUGUCUAAUAACCUGGUAAAAGACUGGGCUGAAUUCGUGAAACUGGCAGAACUGCCAUGCCUGGAAGACCUGGUGUUCGUAGGCAAUCCGCUGGAGGAGAAACAUUCUGCCGAGGGCAACUGGAUCGAAGAAGCAACCAAGAGGGUGCCGAAGCUGAAAAAGCUGGACGGUACUCCAGUAAUUAAGCAGGAUGAGGAAGAUGAAAACUAAGGCCGUACUUUACACUUUGUGUUAAUUUAUUUAAACGUUAUGAGAACAAUAGAUAUGUUUUGUAUAAUUGUCUAUUUUAAAGAUUAUGUGAGAGCAGAGUUCUGAAGAUAAUACAUCUCUCACUCCCUUCCUAAAACCCUGUUCAGUGUUUCCCCUCAGACCAGCAGUGCCCGCUCUGGUGCAGCCCACCUUCAGAAACUGCAGAUUCCCAGCUGUGUCCAGUUAUAGACCACACCACCUGUCCCCUAAAGUGUACACGCCAGUCGUUUCAACAGCAAAGGGACCUCCUAUUUGUUCUCAAUUGCUUAGUAUGGGGGGGGGGGCAAUCAUUUUAAAGGUAUACUUUCAAGUCUGUAAAGGUUCAUGUCCUUAUAACUCCAAAGCACAAAAGCAUCUAUCUCCCACGGGCUCGGAAGGCAGCACGCUGAUGGGAAGUGUUCCUGUUAGAACACAGCUGUACCUAGGUCCAAGAGUCCAGUGUCCAAUGGGAAACACUGGUGAGAAGAGGAAGACUGACUGGCUUGGAGUCUCCUUAGCUCCUGUUAUAUUUACUUAUUCUUCUUCCAAAACUGUGUGCACUGUCAACUGGAAUUUAGGUUGUGGUCCAUGGAUGCCCACUGGAGUCAUGUACAACCAGACACCCUGACCCCCAUCAGUGACUAAUGCAGCUGGCGUGAUCACCCCUUUGAUAGUCAUGUGACCACAUCAGCUCUUGUGGACCUUGCCUUAUGCAGAUUUUAAGACAGAAUUUCUCAUCUGUUUAAAGCAGUAGUCUAUAGUUCUAACUACCUACCAUUGAUAUUGGUAAAAACUUUUCCCUAAUAAGUUAUCCCAGUGCCCUUUGCUUUAUGGCUAUAAGGGUACAAACUUAAAGACUGAAUUUGGUAGCUCUAAAUAAAUGAAAUAGUUUUUCAAAAUAUAUUUUUGAGACGAUCUAAGUUAAGCAGCUUGAAGUGUAUCAUGUAAGUGGUGUAGAGGGAAGAGAGAUGUUGUGGGAUGGAUCCCAGGCAAAUGGCAAUGUCUGGAGAUGUCUCCUGUGGAUCACUGGAGGUGUCUUUGCCUCCAGUCUGCAAAGCAAUAGUUAGCUGUGGAGAUUAUCGUUUCUCGUGUAAGAAAAAUAUCCUGAAAAAUGGGAAACAUCGUCAGCACCAGACGGAGUCUUCAGUGUGGGCAGUGUUAAAAGCAUUGACCGCAGAGAAGAAGUCAGGACCCCACCAAACUGUGCCUAAAGUCUCAGAGAGGCUCCCGGUUCCUGUUCCGUCUCCACGUGAUUCUCCUUAUUUUAAUGAUUACAUUAGUCUUGAUUUGAGAAAUUUAAUAGCUAUCAUUUUAAUCAGAAUGACUUCAGUCCUCCAAGAGUCAAAUUGAUCAAAAGGGACCACUGCUUUGACAAUCCUCUAACUCUAAAUCCAAACAAGAAUGCCUAGUCUUGGGCUGGAGACAGCUGAGGCUGAGACCACUUGCUCAGGACCUGAGGUCACAACCGCCUGCAUCUCCAGGGGAUCUGACACUGUUUUUGGCCUUCUGGGGUACCAGACACACAAGUUACACAGACAUACAUGGAGGCAUACUCAUGAAACAAUACAUUUUUCAAAAGAACACCUAGUCUAAUACCUUAUAUAUUUCUUUGAAGUUGUUCUGAUGGGAAGAAACUACCCUGCCGGGCUUAACCAUUUAAAACCAUUGACAUUUCUAUUGUGAGCCACAGGGUGAGACUUCCUUCUCCUUGGUGAUGCCAAAGGCCCACAAGCUGAGAGGGACACUAUUGUUACUGUAGUUUGCACUGUUUCUAUGCAUGGCUCUACUUCCUAAAAGGUACCCUGGGAGUGAGUAUGGGAAGUGAAUGGCUUCAUACUGGAUCUGUGAAAUGACUUACAGUAUAUGUGGUUUUUUCUCAAAUUCUGUAAUUGGGAGCACCCCUCCCCCAUUUCUUAAUGUCUUUUAAUUAGGGGUGGUUCUCAGAGAUAUGUAAGGUGCUUUUCUGUGUCCAUUUCACACAAACAUCAUUUUCGGCUCUUAUCCACAAAUAUUGGAAUGAUUUUGAUGCAUCUCUGUUUCUGGAAUUAAAGCCAAAUGCACUCAGUUAGGAAAUGGAAUGGGAGGCUGGAUAUAUGAAAACAUUAAGGAUAUCCUGUCAGAUUAUUCCUUAAGUCUUCUUUUACUGUUAAAACUGUAGUUGAUAUAGGAUGUUCUUGGCUUAUGCCAUUCAGAUUGUAGACUGGACCACUUUGGAGUAGAUGCUGUCUGCAUUCACGUGAACUUCUGCUGUUCUUACAAUGGGAGAGUGCUAAAAUCAGCCCAGUAUUUUAAUUUUUCACAGUCGGUAUGAUGUUGGUAGAUCAGAAUUCUGCUUUCUGGGUUUCUUAAUUGCUCGUGCAGGGGAAUUAGCCGGUGCAGACUUCUGGUGCGACUGUGGGCACAAGGAUGCCCUCCCUAACUGGUCAGUAACUCGCAUGCCCUGCGUAUGGCUCUGCAGUGGAAAUAGGUGUUGAGCAGGUGUUUCUUCCGAUACCUUUGCCAGUGGUCUGAAAGCAAAAUAAGGAACAAUAAAACCUAAAUCUGUCAUUGGCUGAGAAUUGGGAACACAGGAUUGGAAUCUUUUACCCAAGUUUUCCUUAAGGUUAGCAUGAAAACGCCCAGGAAGUUUAGAUUUCAUCAUUCACUUUGAAAAAUGGGUGGGGGAAGUGUCGUGAGGAGCCAUGAACGGUGAAGCCGUGGUAAAGGAAGAAAACCAGAUUGCAAGCCUUCCCCACAGUCAGCCGCAGACACACUCUGUCUGUGUGAGCCGAUGGUCUGAGAGUAAGGAGCUGGUUGGAGCUGUUUGCGACAGCUGACUUGUCCAAGUUCCUUUAUCUAUACCUAGUGUGGCUUACUCACUCUUCUCAUAAAAGUAGAAAAGGGGGAAAUUUAAAACCUAGGGUUACAUUGAGAAAUGCUAAACUUUUAGAAUUCCGUGUUUAUCUAUCCCUGCUUUGUUCAUCAUGAGUGGUAAGAAAGGAAACCGAAAGGAAAAUCUAGACUUCUAGCCUGAUAUAAAUUGGUUCACUUGACAUGUGGAGAAAUUGUAAUCAUAUUCUCAUUAAUUUCCCAUAUUGGGCAGAUUAGAGAGACAACCAAAUUAUGAUCUAACAAAUUUAGCAAGGAGGUAGAGAAAACAAACUAUUUUUCUAGUAGAUUUGCACUUUAAAAUUGUGAGUGUGGCUGAUGGCGAAACUACUUCCAGAGGGGAGGUGGGCGCAAGCCAGCUGCACACAGGUGGGCCAGACUCAGAGACUCCAGCCCUUGCCACUCUGCUGAUAUUGCUGUCUGUCUUCAGGUGCAAGGUCAUCCCUCUGGGAGGGUGCGAAAUAGCAUUCCUAUUCAGAAUAGAAACUGUGGGUAUUUCCUUCCAUUAUCUAAGUUUCUUUUUUCUUUUGGUUUUUCGAGGCAGAGUUUCCCUGGCUGUCCUGGAACUCACUCUGAGGACCAGGCCGCCCUUGAACUCAGAUCUGCCUGCCUCUGCCGGUGCUGGAGUUAAAGGCUUGUGCCACCAUGCCCAGCCCCUAUCUAGAUUUUAAAACUUGAUGUUGGUGUUGACUACAUUACAUGGGUAGGAGUUUAGCUCCUGGCUCACUGGAUCCCUGUGGGGGGAGAGCGCUGAUACUGCCGCCCAGUGGGACCACUCCUGUCGAUGCCGGCAGUGGAGAGCAGGCGACACACAGUCCAGCUGCUUCUCCCAGGUUGCCCGUAAUGGCCAGGAGCGUCAUUCUAGAGCCAUGUUCAUUCUGAAGAAGAUUUGAAUAUCUGUACUGCUUUGGUAAUAGUCUUUUCUACACAGGACUUUUGUAGCAUGACUUUAUGACUAAACUUUGUGUGUUAAAUUAUUUAGUAAUAUUGAGUUUCUGAAUGUUAUUUUGUGAAACUUGUUUUAAAAUAGUAAUAAAUCAUGUUAUUUUAUAA
Molecule: messenger RNA, 4609 nt
Organism: Arvicola amphibius (Eurasian water vole)
Lineage: Eukaryota; Metazoa; Chordata; Mammalia; Rodentia; Cricetidae
Gene: Dnal1
Product: dynein axonemal light chain 1
Exons: 8
Coding region: 98-670 (190 amino acids)
Cellular component (GO): cytoplasm
Molecular function (GO): protein kinase binding
Source: RefSeq, a predicted model, not a curated record